AUGCUUGGUGCAGUCACAAACGUUUGUUCAGACAAGACUGGUACACUCACCCAAUCUAAGAUGGUUCUUACGCGUUUCUGGAUGCCGAAAAAAGGGUUUUAUUCCAUCAGCGGUCUUGGAUUUGACAUUAAAGGCGAGGUAAAAUCAGAGAGUGACGAAAGUACAAUCCCAUCGAACGAUAUACCGCCUUAUCUCAAACAGCUGGCCUACAAUGCUGCACUUUGUAACAUGAGCGAAAUACGCAAGGACAAGGAAGGCGACGGUUAUCACGGUAUUGGCGACCCCACAGAAGUUGCUCUCCAAGUAUUUGCUUACAAGCUGGACAUGGGAAAGCCCAAGUUACUAAGCACCAAAGGUGGACCAGGAUGGACUUUAAUUUCCGAGUAUCCCUUUGAUUCUUCCAUUAAGCGUAUGAGUGUUCUGUGCAAAAAUUCCGAAGGAGAACACAUUGGGUUCCUCAAGGGUGCUACCGAACGUGUAUUGGAACGCUGUGUAGGAAUCAAAACUGGUGACAGCGUCGAAUAUAUCAGUCAAGAGCAGCUUAACAGCAUGGUCUUACCUCAAGUUGAUGAGCUCGCUCGUGGUGGUCUUCGUGUGCUAUCUCUGGCUAGCCGUUCUGUCAAGGUCAACGGUAAAGUGACGGCCGAAACUUUUGCCCGAGAAGAUAUUGAACAAGACAUGUUCUUUCUCGGUCUUGUCGGCAUUUAUGAUCCCCCGCGCGUCGAAUCCAAGGAUGCAGUUAUUGAAUGUCAUCAAGCCGGUAUUACUGUUCACAUGCUGACUGGAGACCAUAUUGCAACUGCCACUGCCAUUGCCCGUGAAGUCGCUAUCUUGCCUAGUGAUUAUGGACUUAAUCUGCCGCCUGGAAAGUCAGAUCCUAGAGCGCUUGUCAUGUCGGCCCAAAAUUUUGAUCGAUUGACUGAUGCCCAAGUCGAUGCUCUCGAGAACCUUCCCUUAGUUGUUGCCCGCUGUAGUCCAGAUACAAAGGUUAAGAUGAUAGAAGCAUUGCAUCGACGCAAGAAGAUUGCAGGUAUGACUGGUGACGGAGUCAAUGAUAGUCCAAGUCUCAAAGAAGCCGACAUCGGUAUUGCAAUGGGUCAGGCCGGUUCCGAUGUAGCUAAACAAGCCGCUGAUAUUGUGUUGGUUGA
Molecule: messenger RNA, 1148 nt
Organism: Phycomyces blakesleeanus NRRL 1555(-)
Lineage: Eukaryota; Fungi; Mucoromycota; Mucoromycetes; Mucorales; Phycomycetaceae
Exons: 1
Biological process (GO): calcium ion transmembrane transport; intracellular calcium ion homeostasis
Cellular component (GO): plasma membrane
Molecular function (GO): P-type calcium transporter activity; nucleotide binding
Source: RefSeq, a predicted model, not a curated record